AUGACGAUUACCUUUGGUGAUGCUCAGAUCCUAAAGGGCAUCACAAACGUUUCCAUGGUUCUUACGACGAUAUCAGAGACGGGGUAUUUCACUAGUGUUUUGUGUGAGAAAACACAGUUGUGA
Messenger RNA from Phytomonas sp. EM1, 123 nucleotides. Lineage: Eukaryota; Euglenozoa; Kinetoplastea; Trypanosomatida; Trypanosomatidae. The record is from the annotation of a GenBank genome assembly.